Messenger RNA from Biomphalaria glabrata, 2047 nucleotides. RefSeq names its product E3 ubiquitin-protein ligase RNF34-like. Bases 137 to 1216 code for a protein of 359 amino acids. Lineage: Eukaryota; Metazoa; Mollusca; Gastropoda; Planorbidae. The record is from RefSeq and is a predicted model, not a curated record. The transcript has 2 exons.
UGGGCUCAUUACGGUCUAUAUAAAAGCCGAACUACCAGUUGGCGAAUACAUUCUCUCAUAAACCCUUAGUCUUAGAAAGUAGGAUUACAUUACAGUGCUUCAUUUAAUCUAUCCAAAGCUAUAAACUUAAUUAAGAAUGACUGCUUUUUAUGAAUCAUAUUUACCAAGCUUUGACUUCAGCAAAUCAAUUCAGUCAAAUUAUUUAAUUGAAAAAGAUGAACCAGAUCGCAUCCCACUGCCAAGUUUCAAACCUGAAACUUUCACAACAGAUUUUGUCACUCAGCCCAACCAUUAUGUCAAAGCGAUUGAGACUGAUUCAACAGUUAACUCUGGAGCCAUCCCCAAAUCAAAACACUCAUCAUGUAAGACUAAAAACGUCUCCUGGUCUUCUGAGCUGACCACUUUAAUGCCAACUGUCAAUGUUGCAGAAGAGUGUCACCAGCUCAUUCAGGCUAUAAGGAAGGAGAGCGACUUCGUUCAGAAACCAUCAUUACAGGCUGUGAAGUGGAUGGUUGAUGACAGCUACAACACAGACUGUACAACUCUGACAACCAACAUCGAGCUCAUUGCUAUUUUACUUCACAUAAAACUUCAACGUUUUCCAACAGUCAAAGAAAUUAUGGACAUGAUUGAGAAUAAUGUAGAGCUUAACGAAGACAAUUUAAUACAUUCCAUAUUAAAACUGUGUCAGAGCUCAGGUAUUUCAGCUUUAAAAUCAAUUCUAGCAUCAUUUCACAAUGCAGAUUCCCCACAAGACCAUACUUCCCCAGAAGACCAUACUUCCCCAGACUCCACACAAGACCAUACUUUCCCAGAUUCCACAAAAGACCAUACUUUACCAGAUUCCACACAAGACCAUACUUCUCUACCAGCAGUUUCGGUUAAUUUAGAGAGUGAUUCUUGUGUACAGGACAGUUCAACAGUAAAUUUUGCCCCUGUAAUGUCCAUCCAGGACGAUGUGAACAUUAGUCAAGAGAAGCAGCAGACAAUUUCGCCCGAAGAUCACAAAAAUAUUCUGAAGUUGCACGCAUUGAAAAGGGAGCAGAAUUACCUCAAAAAUUCAUUGACAUGUUUAAUCUGCAAGGAGAGGCAAAUUGACACUAUGCUGUUACCAUGUGGUCAUGUGGUGCUGUGCUCUGUUUGUUCAGAAUCCUGCUACUCAUGUCCAGUAUGCAAGAAAACUGCACUUGCUGAAGUGAAAACAUACCUCAGCUAAAGACUGAUCUCAGCCCCCCCAUAACUGAGAACAGCGAUGUCAAAAGCCUUGACGUCAAUUAUAAAUCACUCAGGCUUCCCAAUAUAGGAGCAUGAAGUCUUUAUACGACAACACCAGGCCUAGCUCCAUCACAAGCCUUGAUGUCACCUAAUUUUAAAACGGGCUCCCCAAGAGCGGAGCAUUGAGUCUUUUUGUGACAAGACCAGAGCUAACUCCAACAGAGCAACAGAAAUGGAUGAAUGUAUUACAAAGAUGUAAUAUAAAUAUUAAUUAGCUAUUACCCUUAUAGUUAAUUAAAAUGUUAACUUCCAUUAUAAAGAGUUAACUGGAAAUAUGAAUUCAAUGUUACAACAAUUCAGUAACACCUUAUUUCAUUUAUAUUAUUCUUUUAUUAUUAUAUUGAGACCAUUAUACUACAUCUUUAGAACUGGUCACUUUUUGAUAAAUGUUACAAUGCAGUUACACCUUAUUUAAUUUAUAAUGUUCUUUAAUUGGCAUAUAAAGAAUUAUAUAUGGAGAGCAUUUUGCUAACAUCUUCAGUACUGGUCACUUUAGUGAUAAAUUCAAUAUCUGGUUGUGAUCCCAUUGUUAAAUUACACUUUCUAAAUUUCAUAACUGAAUCAAUAACUCUUCUUGCAGACCCAUGGAACUCUUUCGCUUGGGAUUUUAACAAAAUCUGUUCCAAGUUAUCUAUCUUUAUUCCUCCACCUACAAGAAAAUACAUUUAAAAACAAAUGUAACAAUGUUAAUAACAACAAUGUUAAUUACCUCCAGUAUUAUUAUUUAUUAUAAAUAAAAUAUUUUAAUAAUUUAAUAAAAAUGAUUUCUUCA